Eruca vesicaria subsp. sativa (arugula) is the source of this 910-nucleotide messenger RNA. NCBI's taxonomy places the organism in Eukaryota, Viridiplantae, Streptophyta, Magnoliopsida, Brassicales, Brassicaceae. The record is from the annotation of a GenBank genome assembly.
AAAAAAUGUGUGCAUUAGUCCCUCCAGUAUUCCCAAACUUUGGGUGGCCGUCGACAGGAGAGUACGAGAGUAAUUACUACCUGGCCGGAGAGAACCUCGACGACUUUACGUUUCUUGAUUUACCAGCACCGGCGACAUAUGAAGUGGAACAUCAUAAGGAGAUUCAUGAAAUGCUGGGGGUCUCUGUUUCUUCGGAAGGGAAUGAGAUAGCCAAUAAUCCGGUCGUGACCAAGAAGCUUAAUCACAAUGCUAGUGAGCGUGACCGUCGCAAGAAGAUCAACUCUUUGUUCUCAUCUCUCCGUUCAUGUCUUCCAGCUUCUGAUCAAUCGAAGAAGCUAAGUAUUCCUCAGACGGUUUCACGGAGCUUGAAGUACAUACCAGAGCUGCAAGGGGAAGUAAAGAAGCUAAUAAAAAAAAAGGAAGAGCUUUUGGUGCGAGUAUCAGGUCAAAGAGCCAUUGAACAUUACGUUGAGCCGCAACCAAAGGCCGUUGCACAUUACGUCUCGACCAUUUCUGCGACUAGGCUUGAAGAGAACGAAGUGAUGGUCCAAAUCUCAUCGUCCAAGAAUCAUAACUUUUCGAUAUCUAAUGUGUUAAGUGGGUUAGAAGAAGACGGGUUUGUUCUUGUUGAUGUUACAUCUUCAAGGUCUCAUGGAGAUAGGCUCUUCUACACUUUGCAUCUUCAAAUGGGAAAUAUUGAUAAUCACAAACUGACGUGUGAAGAGCUAAGCCAGAGAAUGCUGUACUUGUAUGAGGAAUGUGGAAACUCAUCUAGAUGAAAAUCUGUUCUUGUUUCUUUAGUUAUGCAAUCCGUUUCUCAACAUCUAACAUUCCUCAUGUAGUCAAGUUGUUUCGUUUAUUUUUCUUGUCGAAGUCAAUGAUCGAUUAUUACAUUUACAUGCUAUUGAAU